This is a messenger RNA of Melanotaenia boesemani (Boeseman's rainbowfish), 2451 nucleotides long. It is a transcript of the gene tbx22, whose product is annotated as T-box transcription factor 22. Gene Ontology annotation, biological process: cell fate specification; regulation of transcription by RNA polymerase II; positive regulation of DNA-templated transcription. NCBI's taxonomy places the organism in Eukaryota, Metazoa, Chordata, Actinopteri, Atheriniformes, Melanotaeniidae. Gene Ontology annotation, molecular function: RNA polymerase II cis-regulatory region sequence-specific DNA binding; DNA-binding transcription factor activity, RNA polymerase II-specific. Gene Ontology annotation, cellular component: nucleus. The record is from RefSeq and is a predicted model, not a curated record. The transcript has 9 exons.
AUGACGGAGAACAUCUGGGACUCCGAACUUUGCGCGGGGCAAAGUGAAAACUCAGGCGGAUAAAUAAGUGGAACAUACGGCGUGUUUUCCGCCAGGAUGCAGGACCUAAGCUCGCGAGCUCACGCCUUUUCAGUGGAUGCGCUGAUCGGGAAGCCCUGCAAGAGGAUGAAAGUGUCGGAGAGACAUGAAUCAAGUUUAGCUGGAGACACCGGAGGAGACGGGAGCAUCUUCACUGGCCAGCACGAAUAUCUCACCAGCAGGAUGAAGCAAGAAUUUUCAACACUGAGGAGGCCAGGAGACAUCUCCAGCGACCCGCCAGGACACACCGCCAGUUCUGGGACAGAGGACUUAGACCAGGUCGGCGAGGAGAGCAAGCCGAUGGAGAGCGAGUGCCAGCCGGACAGAGAGGUCCGAGUAGAGCUGCAGGGCUCAGAGCUGUGGAAGAGAUUCUAUGAGAUCGGAACUGAGAUGAUCAUCACUAAAGCUGGCAGGAGAAUGUUCCCUUCUGUGCGCGUCAAAGUGCGCAAUCUGGACCCUUGUCAGCAGUAUUAUGUCGCCAUGGACGUCAUGCCAGUUGACUCCAAGCGCUACAGGUAUGUGUACCACAGCUCACAGUGGAUGGUGGCCGGAAACACCGACCACUCGUGCAUCUCUCCACGGCUCUACGUCCAUCCUGACUCACCGUGCACUGGAGAGACGUGGAUGCGUCAGGUCAUCAGCUUUGACCGGGUCAAGCUCACCAACAACGAAAUGGACGAUAAGGGGCAUAUUAUUCUUCAGUCGAUGCAUAAAUACAAGCCGCGUGUGCACAUCAUCCGGCACGACCCUCGGAUGGACUUGUCUCAGAUCCAGUCGCUGCCAGCUGAAGGAGUGCACAGCUUCUCUUUCCCAGAGACUGAGUUCACCACAGUCACAGCAUAUCAGAACCAACAGAUCACAAAACUGAAGAUCGACAGGAACCCCUUCGCUAAGGGCUUCAGAGAUCCAGGAAGGAAUAGGGGGGUUUUGGAUGGCCUCUUGGAGUCAUAUCCCUGGAGAGGCCCUCUCAGCUUGGACUUCAAGCCCUUUGCCAUACAGCUCCAAGGCAGCUCGGGAUCGCUGACUAGCAGCGUAAAGAGCCUUCUCCCUUUUUCUUCAUCACUUCUCCCACUCCCCUGCCAGGACGCUGCACUACAGGCCCUCACUUUCCCCCUGUACGGCAAGACAUCCACCAUCUCCCCCUCCAUCUCCCCGCUGCCCAGCAGGGCCUUCUCCUCUCUGGGAGCAGACAGACUGAGAGGCCUCCCGCCGCUUCCUCCACUAACAGACCUCCCACUUCUCUCCAUGCUGCAGGGAAAGAAACACCCCCAGUGUAGAGACCCAUGUCCUCACGGCUCUCCAGGGAGCCCCCCUUCCCUCCUCCCCUUUCACAACCCUCUCAGCCCGCAGGGGUCCUCUCUCCUCCCUGAUCUCUCCGACACUUCAGGCCCCUACUGUCUUUACCGCUACAGUUUUCCCCUGAGCCCCCAACUCACUGCUAUUUCCCGGCAUGCUAAGCUAGCCGAAGACUCCACAGACUUUAUGCUGCGACAGUCUCCGUGGCACCCGACCCCCAACCACUGCUUCUGACAGCUGGAGCGCUCUUCAGGGCUCCAGCCCAUCGAGUGUCACAAACCAAAGCUCAUUGCAACCGAACAUGAAGGGCUGAUUCUUGAUCGAUCGAAGCUGAAAGGAGAAAUGUGCCUGUGAGGACUUUUUUAUUGUUUUGUUUUGUAUUUAAAACCUGAUUUCUACACUCUGUUGGAUGUAUCACCACAAAAAAGAAAAACUCACCCAGAACCAAACUAUCUGGGAUAAAUAGAAACAUUUCUGCCAAGGCAGAAUAUAGAUUUUCACUUUGGACUUCCUGAGAUAUUUCACUGCCUUUUUUAAAUCUUCCUGAAAGGCUUUUUACCAAAGAGCAUCAGCACUGUGUCAAAGGACUCUUUCUGAACAUGACAAGCACUGUUAAAAUGACCACAAGUGCCCAUUAAAGUGUAUUUCGUGUUUUGGUUAAGAUCAAAUAAGCUCAAAAUGUAAUUUUUCCACAUAAACCAAUAUGUACAACAAGUAAAUCAACCAAGCAGAUGUGCUCCUGUGCAACAGGAAGUGACUUUGAAUAAGACAUGAUGUUAGAACAUUGUGAAGCAGUAUUUACUGAUAUUAAGCAAAAGUGUGUUUUCUGUUUACUCUGAGGAGUCCGUGUCAGACUCCACCAACAACUUGAGCCCAUCAGGUUGCUCUGUGAUUUUCGGGGGAAUAGCAACAGCUGCCAGAAUUCAGGCAGCCAGUUUCCAUUCCUGUACUUUAUUACCAUUAAUAGGACUAAUCAGAGACGUAUGGAGGUGAAUCGGUUAUGCUGAAGAGACUGUUAUUUGCUGCAGUUUGACUGUAACAAAACUGGAACAAAGACCUUUGCUUUCUGUAACAGUC